UCGAUCGAUCGAUCGGUUGUCGUUUCGAUGGCGUCAAAGACUGAUCUUUGCUCGUGGCCGGAGCCGGGGGUGUCCGUCCAGUCCUUGUCCGACAGCGGCGCUGUUGCCGUUCCGGGGAAGUACGUCAAGCCCCUCUCCGACCGCCCUGUGCUGAUCGGCGGCGGCGGCGGCGGUCGAGGCCUCCGGAUACCCGUGGUCGACCUACGCGGCGGCCGCGCCGCCGCCGCGCAGGCCGUCUCGGAGGCGUGCCGGGAGUGGGGCUUCUUCCAGGUGGUGAACCACGGCGUCCCGGCGGAGCUGGUGGAGGCGGUGCGGCGCGCGUGGAGGGGCUUCUUCCGCCUCCCCCUCGAGGCCAAGAAUGGCUACGCCAACUCGCCGAGGACCUACGAAGGCUUCGGCAGCCGCCUUGGGGUCGAGAAGGACGCGCCGCUGGACUGGGGAGAUUACUACUUCCUCAAUCUAAAGCCGGCGAGCCCCGGCGAGUACUGGCCGGCGCUCCCGGACGAGCUGAGGGCGGUCACGGAGGAGUACGGAGCCGAAGUGCAGAGGCUCUGUGAGUUGCUGCUGGGCGCUCUGUCGGCGGGACUGGGGCUGGAGGAAAGUUUCCUCCGGGAGGCGUUCGGCGGAGCCGAAGGCGUCGGGACGUGCAUGAGGGUGAACCUCUACCCCAAGUGCCCGCAGCCGGAGCUCACCCUCGGCCUCUCGCCGCACUCUGAUCCCGGCGGCGUCACCGUCCUCCUCGCCGACGACCAUGUCGACGGCCUCCAGGUGCGGAGACACGGCGAGUGGGUCCCCGUGCGGCCUAUCGCCGGGGCCUUCAUCGUCAACAUCGCCGAUCAAAUUCAGGUGAUAAGCAAUGCGAUGUACAAGAGCGUGGAGCAUCGAGUGAUCGUGAACGAGAAGGAGGAGCGGCUCUCCGUCGCUUUCUUUUACAACCCGGGUGGUGACGUAAGCAUUGGGCCGGCAAAGGAGGUCAUCUCGGAGAAACAUGUAGCAUUGUAUCCGACCAACACCUUCAACGAGUAUAGAAAAUACGUGAGGGAGAAAGGCCCUCGCGGGAAGUCCCAAGUGGAGUCACUUAAGUUUUAAUGAUUAAAUAAUUUGAAUAAUUGAUGAUGAAUCCAGGGUGUUUGGUUAUUUCCUAGAAAUAGAAAUU
Messenger RNA from Zingiber officinale, 1156 nucleotides. RefSeq names its product jasmonate-induced oxygenase 1-like. The record is from RefSeq and is a predicted model, not a curated record. Bases 28 to 1089 code for a protein of 353 amino acids. The transcript has 2 exons. NCBI's taxonomy places the organism in Eukaryota, Viridiplantae, Streptophyta, Magnoliopsida, Zingiberales, Zingiberaceae.